Drosophila obscura is the source of this 1786-nucleotide messenger RNA. Its product is annotated as tetraspanin-33. The record is from RefSeq and is a predicted model, not a curated record. The transcript has 4 exons. Gene Ontology annotation, cellular component: membrane. Gene Ontology annotation, biological process: protein localization to plasma membrane; protein maturation. Lineage: Eukaryota; Metazoa; Arthropoda; Insecta; Diptera; Drosophilidae. The coding region runs from base 248 to 1159 and encodes 303 amino acids.
ACGACCAACAGUCGCGACACAGCCCUGUGCAAUUGUUUUCAUUGUCUAGUACUUUUUUUUAUACAUUUCAUACAUUUCACUUUAAUUAAUUGCACACAUCACAUACAUACAGUACACAUCAGUUGAAUUCAUCGUGCAGCUACAACCUAAUUGACCAACUGUGGGUCUGCAAAAGAUCUGAACAGGGCGGCGCAGCAACAACCAAGAGGGUGGAGAAAACCAAACAGUAUUAGCCACAAGCAGAUCAAUGAGUAACUAUAGAUACCAGAAUGAAGGGGGUGGCGGAGUGCGUGGCUACAGCGGCAUUGAGGUGCGCGACAUGCAUCCACGGAUGAUGCAUCCGCACCACUUCACAUUUGUCAGCACCUGCGUGAAGUACAUGAUUUUCAUGCUAAACUUCAUAUUCUGGCUUUUCGGUGGCCUGCUUCUGGGCAUCGGCAUCUACGCCUUCAAGGAUAAGUGGGAAGAGGCCAAUGGCGGGGUCAGGCUGGAGACCAUCUACGAUGUAAUACUCAACAUUUCGCUGGUGAUGAUCAUCACGGGAAUUGUUAUAUUUGUGGUAAGCUUUGCUGGGUGCCUUGGAGCGUUGCGCGAAAACACCUGCUUGCUGAAGUUUUACUCCAUGUGCCUGCUCCUCUUCUUUCUCAUGGAAAUGGCCAUUGCCAUCGUUUGCUUCGUCUUUCCCCAACUGAUGAACACAUUCCUGGAGAAGGAGUUCACCGAAACCAUUAUACACUCGUAUCGCGAUGAUCCCGAUCUGCAGAAUUUUGUGGACUUUGCCCAGCAGGAAUUCAAGUGUUGCGGUCUCAGCAAUGCCGGCUACCAGGAUUGGAGUAAGAACGAGUACUUCAACUGCUCCUCGCCGUCCGUGGAAAGGUGCGGAGUCCCCUAUAGUUGCUGCAUUAAUGCCACCGACAUCAGUUCGGGUCUAGUCAACAUUAUGUGCGGUUAUGGGGUGCAGGAGCACACUGUGGUAGCCGCCAGCAAGCGCAUCUGGACCAGCGGAUGCAUCGAAAUCGUGCGCGUCUGGGCCGAACGCAAUCUGUAUGUAAUUGCUGGCAUUGCGCUGGGCAUUGCACUCAUCCAGCUGCUUGUCAUCUAUCUGGCCAAGACACUGGAGGGUCAAAUCGAGCUGCAGAAGUCGCGAUGGGCGGCGUGAGAUCCGUAUCAGCCCGAUUUCUUCGGGUACUACGAGAACACUUGAACUUGAGUGUUCGACGCUGCCUGGCCGUUGGGACGUGCAAUACCAUUUGUUAGCAAAAUUUCGAGUCUCCCAUUUAUGAAUCUGGUGCAUAUUCUUAGCCCCCGAACAUGUACAUAUAUAUGUAUACGAACAAAACCCAUACUCCUCUACACUCUGACCAAACAACGCCAUAUUAUGUCUGGUCUGUCAUUUUAUUGCAGAUCCGCAAUCUCUGAUGUACGUAUAGCAUUGUAGAAUCCGUAAUGUGUUCAAAUCCCGUACAGAACACUCAUAACAUAUAUACUCGAGUGUGAAAGCACAAGAUUUGGCACAUCUGUCCAAUGAAUCCUUUACAUCCUUCACGUCAUGGGGAUGUGAGGGGAGACUGCGGACGAGAGGCAUUUAUUUAACAGCGAUCCAAUUGCAUUUCUAGUGGAAAACAGUAUCCAAUGCUUUAGGCAGCUAACAACAAAGCACACCAUCCGUUUAUACAAUAUUAUUAUAACCAUUUAUACACAACUGUACCACAUACAUAUAACAUAUAAUUCAUAGAAGAGUAGUUUUAUUACAAUAAAAAUCAAAAGAAAAAAGCAAUUACGAGAA